Molecule: messenger RNA, 414 nt
Organism: Quercus lobata
Lineage: Eukaryota; Viridiplantae; Streptophyta; Magnoliopsida; Fagales; Fagaceae
Exons: 1
Coding region: 1-414 (137 amino acids)
Source: RefSeq, a predicted model, not a curated record
AUGACUACCAGGUCUAAGGCUGGCAUUUUCAAGCCCAAAGCUCUUGAAACCACUAUUUCAAAAUCUGCAUCCAAGCCUCAAAUUGACUAUACCAUCACUAAACCUCCCUUUUAUAAAAUUGCUGCACAAUUUUCACAAUGGUGCUCAGCUAUGGAUGAGGAGUUUACUGCUUUUACUAGACAAGGCACCUGGAUCUUGGUGCCACCUUCACCAUCUCAGAAUGUUGUAGGUUGCAAGUGGGUCUUCAAGCUAAAACAUAAUAGUGAUGAUAGUAGUAUAAUCAAGUUUAAGACCAAGUUAGUAGCAAAGGGGUUUCAUCAACAAUAUGGUGUUGAUUUUGAGGAGAUUUUUAGUCCAGUAAUUAAGCCACCUACUGUCAAAAUCAUUAUAUCUCUUGCAGUUCAGUUCAAUUAG